Messenger RNA from Armigeres subalbatus, 1365 nucleotides. RefSeq lists its product as uncharacterized. Bases 191 to 1087 code for a protein of 298 amino acids. Lineage: Eukaryota; Metazoa; Arthropoda; Insecta; Diptera; Culicidae. The record is from RefSeq and is a predicted model, not a curated record. The transcript has 6 exons.
GUUUUCGUUUCUUCUUUCCACAAGUUUCGCAAACGAUCCCCGGCGGCGUGUGAAAUUUCUUGGAUAAUCGUUCGCUUCAAAAAUGAGUAUUAUAUUCUAAUUCCUUUUCAAACCCUUGGAAUCGCGUCCAUCGAUCAUCGACAGCUGACCGGAAUAGGAUUGCAGCAAGCAUUGAAAGUGUGAUAGAACGAUGGCAAAUUGCCUGCGGAACGUAGUCGUUUCUUCGACCCGUUUCGCCACUCCGAUCGGAAGAAUUUUCGUCACCGGACGAUCAUUUGCAUCAUCUUCGGCGGCGGUUUCAACUGCUGUCGGGAACACGGAUGGGGACCCGUCUCUGGGAGUAGUAACGGGAAUUAGGCCUGAGGCCUAUCCGUUGCGACCACCGUACAGUCGAUUUGGAAGCCUGGAGGAAUCUAUCCAGAGUCAGUCGGCGACGUACGCCCGAUAUUCAAGUCUUAAUUCUCAGUCCCCUACGGAUCGAUUGUUGGCCGUGUCCGAUAAACGAAAUGAAUCAACACCUGCCGGGAACAGCAGCAACCAACCAUCGGAAGAGCAGCUCCAACGAGUGUAUGAUGUGCUGGCCAAUACACUGCCGAAGCUGUUCAUUCAACCGAUGGACUACUCGGUGUACAACCCGAACCUUAUUUUUGAGAACAAUAUCCGUGGCGUGCGAACCGAAGGUUUGUACCACUACGUCAAACAGGUCGCGCUGCUGCGCACCGUGGGGCAUUUAAAGUUCGCCUAUGUGACGCUGGAAGUCCUGAAGAUAACGAAACACCCGGAGGACAACACCGUCAAGGUGCGGUGGAGGAUAAAGGGCAUCAGCGCCCUGAAGGUCAUGUUACAAUUCUGGAAGUACAAGCUGUGGAAGCUGAAAGAGAUAUUUGCCGACACAGAAGCAUGGUAUGACGGCUUCUCGGUAUUUCACAUCGGUCCGGACGGUCUUAUUUCUAAGCAUGUUGCUGACAAGAUGAUGCCCGACGACGACAAGGUGGUAGUGCCCCCGAAGAAUGUUAUUUCGCCCAAGCUGGCCCUGUUUGUCGGCUUGACGGUGGAAAUCAGUCCCAUCGUGGGUGCCCAGUGCUAGGAGAUCGCUGUACGCCGGAUGAUCGAAUCGCUUGAUGUAGAAUAGUUGGUAACGGUUGGUACUAUCAACUCACUAAGUCUUGUUAUGUUCUUAUGAGUCCAAAGGUCUAUUAUGUCCCCUCUGGAAGGUAAUGUUCGUUAAACUAACAAGUUAGGUGGCUGACACAUUAAGGACUUGAUGCCUGUUGAAACUCUGAUGAUGUGCGUUGUAUAAAUAGAGAAGGAAACGGAAGGCCCUGCGAAGCGCCGAUAGCUUUCGACUGGGUGAACGUAAAACAA